Oncorhynchus mykiss (rainbow trout) is the source of this 5492-nucleotide messenger RNA. Its product is annotated as regulator of G protein signaling 9-binding protein. The record is from RefSeq and is a predicted model, not a curated record. Lineage: Eukaryota; Metazoa; Chordata; Actinopteri; Salmoniformes; Salmonidae.
AGGAGGGGGCUGUGUGUGUGUGAGAAUAACUAACCAAUCACAAUACGUAUCCAUUGGAGAUGUUUUCUCACUAACCAAUCAGUGGAUCUCUAGGCUUCUCUACUCUGUCCAAUGUUCCAGAAUGCCUACAUCUGAAAGCUCCGGUCUUGUUCUGCGUGCAUGUGACACAAGGCGCUUAUGGUAUUUAAAACAGCACCGUGGACAGACACCGUGCUGAAGUGGACAGCUCCCGUUCAGAUGAAGAAAAAAAAGCCACACGAUACUUAGACAACCAACCAACCAUCGAUCUAGUCACAGUUUGAUUUGGUUCGUCCAGCGGGAUGGGUCUGUCUCUCACGGCGAGCUGACAUUUAACAGCGUUUUGUUUUAUAUAAUCAUCAUCAUCCAGAUGUGCAUCUAAGAAGACCGCGACGGCAUUAAUGGACUUUCCGUAAUUUUUUUGUUGCGAGCCGACGCUGCCGGAGUUGUUCUGUCUGGAUACUGUGGAGUUGUUCUGAUGUUUAAUGGGAAACACCUGUAGCUGAAUCUGCUACACAGUCUCUAAUAUAUUGGACUAUUAUUACCCACAAACCAACAGAAAUGUUUUGAUACACAUCUAUUUUCUGCAGGCAGGGAGGGCUGGUCUCUCUGACGCCGUCGGCCAUCUAAUCUCCAAUGCAAAAGAGCGAAGGUAAAGCCAUUUACUGGUCCAUUAAUAUCUAAGCUUCUCUCUCGGCUCUCUGUGCUGCUCGCAGACAGGAACAUGGAUAGAGAGGAAAUCGCUGUGACAAGAGCUGUGACUGGAUUCGUAUGGAUGGUGUUCUCUUGUCCAAACUAAAAAAUCUAAUCAAAAAGACAGUGGAAUCGAGCUCAACAGCCGACCACGGUGCGUCUGGCGGUUCGCGAUCACCCUCCUUUUUUGCUGUUGUUGCGCACCGCUUUUUAAAAAAUUAAUUGAAUGCAUUUUUAAUGUAGCCGGGGGAGAUCAGAGGUGGGCUUAUAUUUGAAUUAAAAAACAACCAUGGGGGGCACAGAGGAGUGUAAAACCAUGCUGGAUGCUCUGAACAAAGUCACAGCGUGCUACAGGCACCUGGUCAUCGCGCUGGGCAGCACAUCGGACUCUCAGAACCUGCGUGAGGAACUCAAGAAGACCCGGAAGAAAGCCCAGGAGCUCGCGGUGGCCAACCGGAAUAAACUAACCGAGUUGCUCAAAGACAAGACCACCAGCAAGGACGACCGGGCUGAGUAUGAGAGGCUAUGGGUGCUGUUCACCAGCAGCAUGGAGCUACUGGAAGUGGACAUGAAGCGGAGCUUGGAGAUAGGGCAGGAGUUCCCCCUCAAGGUGCCCACCAGACACCUCAUCCAGACGGGCAUGACCGGCAGCACCACCACGGUGGCAGCCAGGGCCAUGUCUGUGCAGAACAUGAAGUACGACGCGGACAGCAACAUCGACACUGCCGACCUGAAGGAGCUCCAGACUGAGAUCACCCAGGUGGGCCAGAUGAUGGAGGAGAUGGAGAUGAAGGUGCAGGUGGCUCCGUGGGCCGUGGAAGCCAAGCAGGAGGCCGGCGCCGAGCUCAAAUCCACCCUGAGCGUCGGGAACUCCUCCGUGGGCGUCAUUUCCAUCUGUGAAGAGGAGCCCAAAGACGAGAUAGAUGAAGGGGGUGACAAUAACGGAAUGAUCACAUGCAUCGCUGGGUUCAUAUUCGUUGCUAUUGUAGUAAUCGCCGGGAUUCUAGGAUACUUUGUAAUCGGUGGAUAGGAUACUUAGUAUUGAACGUUUUGAGCCAGCCUGGGAAUACUUCACAGAUAAACAGCGGGCGCAGCUCAGAGACAGAUACAGCCCGGGAUGGACACUAGGCAGGUUAUAUGCCCGGAGAAACGGCUCUGUUGUUGAGGAGAGAGAGACUAGCGCGAGGAGCUGUCCAGGUGAUGAAAACUGUUGCGUCUGCAUCCCAAAUGGCACCGAUUCCCCAUAUAGUCCUCUACUUUAGACCAGAGUCACUGCAAGGCGUUAUUCCAUAUAGUCCUCUACUUUAGACCAGAGUCACUGCAAGGCGUUAUUCCACAUAUAGUCCUCUACUUUAGACCAGAGUCACUGCAAGGCUUUAUUCCACAUAUAGUCCUCUACUUUAGACCAGAGUCACUGCAAGGCGUUAUUCCAUAUAGUCCUCUACUUUAGACCAGAGUCACUGCAAGGCUUUAUUCCACAUAUAGUCCUCUACUUUAGACCAGAGUCACUGCAAGGCGUUAUUCCAUAUAGUCCUCUACUUUAGACCAGAGUCACUGCAAGGCUUUAUUCCAUAUAGUCCUCUACUUUAGACCAGAGUCACUGCAAGGCGUUAUUCCACAUAUAGUCCUCUACUUUAGACCAGAGUCACUGCAAGGCGUUAUUCCAUAUAGUCCUCUACUUUAGACCAGAGUCACUGCAAGGCUUUAUUCCAUAUAGUCCUCUACUUUAGACCAGAGCCACUGCAAGGCUUUAUUCCACAUAUAGUCCUCUACUUUAGACCAGUGUAACUGCAACAUUUUAUCUCAGCCUCACAAUAAUAAUAAUAACAAUAAUAAUUUAUUCAGCUUCUAUAGUGUUUUUCAUCAUAUAAAAUUAUCUCAAAGUGCUUGAAAAGAAAACAACUAACCAAGCAUCAAAUAACAUCUAUAGCCCUUAUAGCUAGAUAACAGAGGUCUGGACUACCACAACUAAUAUAUAGUCCUUAUAGUAGAUAACAGAGGUCUGGGCUACCACAACUAAUAUAUAGCCCUUAUAGUAGAUAACAGAGGUCUGGGCUACCACAACUAAUAUAUAGUCCUUAUAGUAGAUAACAGAGGUCUGGACUACCACAACUAAUAUAUAGUCCUUAUAGUAGAUAACAGAGGUCUGGACUACCACAACUAAUAUAUAGUCCUUAUAGUAGAUAACAGAGGUCUGGGCUACCACAACUAAUAUAUAGUCCUUAUAGCAGAUAACAGAGGUCUGGACUACCACAACUAGCCCUUAUAGUAGAUAAUAGAGGUCUGGACUACCACAACUAAUAUAUAGCCCUUAUAGUAGAUAACAGAGGUCUGGACUACCACAACUAAUAUAUAGCCCUUAUAGUAGAUAACAGAGGUCUGGGCUACCACAACUAAUAUAUAGUCCUUAUAGUAGAUAACAGAGGUCUGGACUACAACAACUAAUAUAUAGUCCUUAUAGUAGAUAACAGAGGUCUGGACUACCACAACUAAUAUAUAGUCCUUAUAGUAGAUAACAGAGGUCUGGGCUACCACAACUAAUAUAUAGUCCUUAUAGUAGAUAACAGAGGUCUGGGCUACCACAACUAAUAUAUAGUCCUUAUAGUAGAUAACAGAGGUCUGGGCUACCACAACUAAUAUAUAGCCCUUAUAGUAGAUAACAGAGGUCUGGACUACCACAACUAAUAUAUAGCCCUUAUAGUAGAUAACAGAGGUCUGGGCUACCACAACUAAUAUAUAGUCCUUAUAGUAGAUAACAGAGGUCUGGACUACCACAACUAAUAUAUAGCCCUUAUAGUAGAUAACAGAGGUCUGGGCUACCACAACUAAUAUAUAGUCCUUAUAGUAGAUAACAGAGGUCUGGGCUACCACAACUAAUAUAUAGUCCUUAUAGUAGAUAACAGAGGUCUGGACUACCACAACUAAUAUAUAGCCCUUAUAGUAGAUAACAGAGGUCUGGGCUACCACAACUAAUAUAUAGUCCUUAUAGCAGAUAACAGAGGUCUGGACUACCACAACUAAUAUAUAGCCCUUAUAGCAGAUAACAGAGGUCUGGACUACCACAACUAAUAUAUAGUCCUUAUAGCAGAUAACAGAGGUCUGGACUACCACAACUAAUAUAUAGCCCUUAUAGUAGAUAACAGAGGUCUGGACUACCACAACUAAUAUAUAGCCCUUAUAGUAGAUAACAGAGAUCUGGACUACCACAACUAAUAUAUAGUCCUUAUAGUAGAUAACAGAGGUCUGGACUACCACAACUAAUAUAUAGUCCUUAUAGCAGAUAACAGAGGUCUGGACUACCACAACUAAUAUAUAGCCCUUAUAGUAGAUAACAGAGGUCUGGACUACCACAACUAAUAUAUAGUCCUUAUAGCAGAUAACAGAGGUCUGGACUACCACAACUAAUAUAUAGUCCUUAUAGCAGAUAACAGAGGUCUGGACUACCACAACUAAUAUAUAGCCCUUAUAGCAGAUAACAGAGGUCUGGGCUACAACAACUAAUAUAUAGUCCUUAUAGUAGAUAACAGAGGUCUGGACUACCACAACUAGCCCUUAUAGUAGAUAACAGAGGUCUGGACUACCACAACUAAUAUAUAGUCCUUAUAGUAGAUAACAGAGGUCUGGACUACCACAACUAAUAUAUAGCCCUUAUAGCAGAUAACAGAGGUCUGGGCUACCACAACUAAUAUAUAGUCCUUAUAGUAGAUAACAGAGGUCUGGGCUACCACAACUAAUAUAUAGUCCUUAUAGCAGAUAACAGAGGUCUGGGCUACCACAACUAAUAUAUAGCCCUUAUAGCAGAUAACAGAGGUCUGGGCUACCACAACUAAUAUAUAGUCCUUAUAGUAGAUAACAGAGGUCUGGACUACCACAACUAAUAUAUAGUCCUUAUAGCAGAUAACAGAGGUCUGGACUACCACAACUAGCCCUUAUAGCAGAUAACAGAGGUCUGGACUACCACAACUAAUAUAUAGCCCUUAUAGCAGAUAACAGAGGUCUGGACUACCACAACUAAUAUAUAGCCCUUAUAGUAGAUAACAGAGGUCUGGACUACCACAACUAAUAUAUAGCCCUUAUAGCAGAUAACAGAGGUCUGGACUACCACAACUAAUAUAUAGCCCUUAUAGCAGAUAACAGAGGUCUGGACUACCACAACUAAUAUAUAGUCCUUAUAGUAGAUAACAGAGGGCUGGACUACCACAACUAAUAUAUAGCCCUUAUAGCAGAUAACAGAGGUCUGGGCUACCACAACUAAUAUAUAGUCCUUAUAGCAGAUAACAGAGGUCUGGACUACCACAACUAAUAUAUAGCCCUUAUAGCAGAUAACAGAGGUCUGGACUACCACAACUAAUAUAUAGUCCUUAUAGUAGAUAACAGAGGGCUGGACUACCACAACUAAUAUAUAGCCCUUAUAGCAGAUAACAGAGGUCUGGACUACCACAACUAAUAUAUAGCCCUUAUAGCAGAUAACAGAGGUCUGGACUACCACAACUAAUAUAUAGUCCUUAUAGUAGAUAACAGAGGGCUGGACUACCACAACUAAUAUAUAGCCCUUAUAGCAGAUAACAGAGGUCUGGACUACCACAACUAAUAUAUAGCCCUUAUAGUAGAUAACAGAGGUCUGGACUACCACAACUAAUAUAUAGCCCUUAUAGCAGAUAACAGAGGUCUGGACUACCACAACUAAUAUAUAGCCCUUAUAGCAGAUAACAGAGGUCUGGACUACCACAACUAAUAUAUAGUCCUUAUAGCAGAUAACAGAGGUCUGGACUACCACAACU